UCAUUUCUGUUUCAGCUUUGAAAAUUUCAGUUUUAAAAAUGGUGAUAGGCAGUUUUCCGUUGGGAAAAGUUGCUGUGUUCGCGGUUAAGCGGAUCAGCACACCGUUUAGUAAGCUGCUAUUGCAUGUUGGAAAGCACUCUCCACUCUUCCGACGUGUUGUCAUACAUCCUCCAGGUCAACUAUACCAUAUCAUGGAGACCCGCUCUAAGAUGCGAAUGCUGCAUCUUCCCCAGCCCAGAAAAAUUCCUCCUCUUACCGAUCCUCAGGCUACCCGGUUGGGUGCCAAUAUUCUAAGCGAGGUCUUUGUGGUACUUAUUGGAUUAGGACUAAUUUUUUUUGAGCUGAUGCGACAAAUGCGCAAGGAUAAGAAACUUCAUAACGAUCAUACAGAGAAGAGACGAUCUAUAGAUGAACGUCUGGCCAAAAUAGAUUUAGAUGUGGAGCGGCAUGAAAAAGAAAUCUCUUGGCUUAAAAAACAUCUUAACGUAGAAGAGUUUUGUGAGGAAUUUUGUGAGCAAAAGGAAGAAUAGCCUACUGUAUAAAAAUUAAUUUGAAUGUUUAUAAAAGUGCGCGUUUAAUAAAACUAGA
Drosophila bipectinata is the source of this 588-nucleotide messenger RNA. RefSeq names its product putative OPA3-like protein CG43998. Lineage: Eukaryota; Metazoa; Arthropoda; Insecta; Diptera; Drosophilidae. Gene Ontology annotation, cellular component: mitochondrion. Gene Ontology annotation, biological process: regulation of lipid metabolic process. The record is from RefSeq and is a predicted model, not a curated record.